AUCAGAGACAUGAAUCGAAUCAGACACCGCUGGGUGUAAAUGAAGAAUGAUGACCCUGGGGACUGCGAACCAAUCAAACACAGAAUCUGAUGCGCAAGCCUUUUUAUUAGAGGCCUUUGGAAUGCUUUACUAAAGUGGGCUUCCGCUUUUAUGUUGCAGCGUUGCAGCUGCCACGGAAGAAGAAAGCUGUUUCCUUUGAUCUUUGACUACAGCAGCACAACAACAAGAGUUGACAUAGACGUUUCAAGUCAUCUCUGAACUGGCUAGCUAGUAUAGGUAGCUAAUAGUACCGGUAGUGCUAUCCUUCCUGCUUCCAUUCCAAGGUUGGUGAAAGUGAUAGACUAGGUGUCAGGACUUGAUCUUCCGCUCUGCGAUUUGUGUGGAGAACUCUGCCGUUUUUUAAAGGAUAUAUCUUAUUUUUGAAGCAAAAGAUCCAAGAUGAGUGGCUACAACGUUAAAGGGGUUGUUUUGAGCUUUGGUGUCGGCCUUGCUGCUGGUGCCUACAUGGUGGCCCGUUCGAACAAGAAAGAGAAGCCAGACCCUGCCAAGAAGGCCGAACAGCACCUCUGGAAGGUUGCCGAAUACUCUUUGACCAGUGGUCUGAUCCGCGUCUGUGACGAGCUCCAGCUCUACGAUGCUCUUUGGGAAUCCGGUCCUUCCACGGCUGCAGAAUUGGCCCAAAAAAUGAACUGUAGCGAGCGCUGGUUGACCGAAAUCUUGUCGCAGGCUACGGCAGCAGGAAUCUGCGUCUAUUUCUUCGGCAAAUUCUGCUUGAAGCCAGAGUAUGCGCAUCUCUUGCGAGACCCCAAAAAGGCUCCUCGAUCGAUGCAGGGGCUCUUUGAGAUGGUCUACUGCAUGUUGGACAGGAGAAGCGCCACUGUGGAGUCCAUCAAAUCAGGACUGGGUGUCGACUACGAUUACGAAAAGUCAGACAUCUCGGCUGCCAUUGACCGAAAGAACUCGAACUGGUUCGAAAACAAGCUCGAGGACGAUGUCUUGAAGAAUGUCAAGGCUCCCAAAUCGGAAAAGAGUCUUGUCGACAUGCUCGAGGCGGGCAUCCAAGUAGCCGACAUUGGUUGUGGAUUUGGCGCCAGCACUGUGCAGAUGGCCAAGCGCUUCCCCAAGAGCCAUUUCUGUGCCUUUGAAGCUUCUCAGAAGGCACUCUUGAAAAUCAAGGAACGUGUCGAGGCUGCCGGGUUGACCAAUGUCACCGUAUGCAACGUCUUGGAAAAGAGCCUUGCGGAGGGAUCUUCCAGUGGUGGAAAGUUUGACUUUAUUUAUGUUCAUGAUGUCAUUCACGACAUGACCGAGCCAAAGAAGUUCCUAAAGGAAGCCAAGAAGGGGCUUUCUCCCGAUGGAUGCAUGGUGGUCGUCGACAUUGCUUGCUCGGACAACUUGAAAGAGAACAUUGCUCGACCAGAUGCUGCGGGUAUGUAUGGAUUUUCGUGCUUUUUGUGUCUGGCCUGCUCCACGUCGAAGAAAGGUGGGGCUGGAUUAGGAACCUGUGGAUUCCCAGAAAGCGUCGCUCGUAAGUGGACCGGUGAUGAAGGAUUCGAGUUCUUUGAAGUCUUGGAAAUAGAAUCGUUGCCCAGCAACGUGGCCUAUGUCGUGGCUUAGAGAGAGAGAGAGAGAUGCAUGGAGAGAGUUUGAGAGAGAGAGAUGAGAUGGAGAGCAAACUGUAGAGAACGAUUGAAUUCGAAGUCGGUGGCUUUGCUUCACCGUCGUUCAAUCAAUCACGAGGGAGUAACAUACAACAAAAUGAAUCAAUAAACUUACUUGUGUUCCAUUG
Molecule: messenger RNA, 1789 nt
Organism: Seminavis robusta
Lineage: Eukaryota; Bacillariophyta; Bacillariophyceae; Naviculales; Naviculaceae
Source: the annotation of a GenBank genome assembly